This is a messenger RNA of Suillus bovinus, 1304 nucleotides long. RefSeq lists its product as uncharacterized. The record is from RefSeq and is a predicted model, not a curated record. NCBI's taxonomy places the organism in Eukaryota, Fungi, Basidiomycota, Agaricomycetes, Boletales, Suillaceae. The transcript has 9 exons. Bases 177 to 1304 code for a protein of 375 amino acids. Gene Ontology annotation, molecular function: protein binding.
AGAGCCACCUGAUAUUGAUCUUUUUGGUCAUUUGACUGAAGUCAAGCUCGUCAUUCCUUCUACACAGCCACAAGAAGCCACGCUUUAUGUAAGUAACGUAUUAAAGGCCGCUCAUGACUUAGCCUUCGGAUCUAUAUCGUCUUGGCUUGCUGGCACGGACCUGUACUAAUCUCAUCAUGCACCGGCCGAAUGAACAAUCAGUGGAGUGCGCGAGUCAUGUAGUCGUUGAACGCCCCACAGCCCGUGUCGCAUUACCACCUCCUGCGGUAGACGGUGACUCCGAUGGGGAAGCCGAGGCAGAUGGAUCCCAAGCAAAUGAUGGUGAUCUCUUGGAAGACUUUCCAGACGAAACUGACGAAUUAGAACUCGUUCACUCGAGGUUGAGCUCUUUAGCAAACCUUCGACUCGACCGGUUCGCAAGGCAUCUGAGGAAGUUAUGUCUCAGACAAAAUGCUAUAUCGCAUCUAGAUCCAGAGAUCUUUAAGCUGCUCACGCAACUUGAAGAACUUGACCUGUACGACAAUAAACUCAAGACUGUGGGAGAUGCACUAGACAAUUUGUCUGCUAUAACCGUUCUGGACCUUUCGUUCAACCUUCUACGACAAGUGCCGGAGGCACUGUCGCAUCUACGAUUGUUGAAGACCGUGUAUUUCGUUCAAAACAAGAUCUCCAAAAUCACUGGCUUCAAAUCUGUUGGAGCGACAUUAAAAAGUCUUGAACUUGGGGGAAAUAGAAUACGGCAUAUCGAAGGGUUGGAUGCGUUGGUUAACCUGGAAGAAUUGUGGCUUGGAAAAAAUAAGCUCACAAAACUAGAGAAUCUGAGUACACUGAGAAGACUGAAAAUAUUGUCUCUUCAGUCUAAUAGGAUCACAAAGAUCGAGGGUCUAGAUCAAUUAGUCGAUCUGGAAGAGCUCUACCUGAGCCAUAAUGGAGUUGAGCGUUUGGAAGGUCUCGAGAACAAUACAAAGCUGAGAACACUUGACGUUGGUGCAAACUUUGUUCAAGCUAUCGAAAAUAUCUCGCAUCUGACAUCCAUAGAGGAGCUCUGGCUCAAUAACAACAAGAUUGCUGAUCUACGAUCCCUUGAGUCGCAGCUCAAGAAUAUGGCAUCGCUUGAAACAAUUUACCUGGAAGGCAAUCCUUGUCAGCAGGCCGAAGGUGCGAGUUACAGACGGAAGAUAAUGCUUGCGCUUCCUCAGGUUAAGCAAAUUGAUGCCACUGUCUGGCUGAACAAGUCUGUAGCUUUGCAAAACCGUUUUGACCCAACAAUUUUCUUGCAAUGGGAUGGUACUGAUUUCAAUUAG